UCACCACCAUUUCCAAACAACACACUCCUUCUCACUCGGGCUGUCCUCAUUGUUGUGCCAGCACUCCAGAGAGUGAAGUCACAAUACAGGCGUAUUAGUCGUUAUAUCACGUCUGACUUUUUAUAGCUGAGUGACUUUCAUUGCUAUCGCUCUGGACAGACUGGUCAUCUUUGUGAGGAUACUUCACCAGCAACAACCAAGUCAAAAUGAAUGUACCUCGGUCAGUGCUGCUUUGUCUGGCAGUUGUUGGGCUUUGUCUGGGAGAUGAGCCUGUGGAGGAAGUCAUAGUAGCGAGAAAAGUGCCUGUGUUGGGCGGCUGGUUUGAGAGCAAUGCAGAAUCACAGGAAGUGCAGGCUGCAGCUAAGCAUGCUGUGGAUACCUUCAACACGUACUCAAAGGCCAAGAGGUUGUUCAAGCUAGCAUCCAUCACGUCUGCGCAGACUCAAGUGACCAACGGCCUCAACUACAGGAUCAAUGCAGUGCUGGGAAAAACCAAGUGUCUCAAGGCGAAAAAUCAUGACCUAAGCAACUGCAAUCCUGAGAAAAAGACUCUCAAGUGCCACUUUGAGGUGAUGUUCAACCCCAGUGGCAACAAAUAUGAGAUGCAGAGUCAGAAGUGCAAAAUGAUUGUGCCCAAAGAUUAAGACAGUUUUAGCUUUUUGGAAACCCUUUGUUACAUCUAUAUAAGCUCUAUAUUAAAUACACUUCAAAGCAUAAAGGGAAGUACAAUGUAGUUUGUUGUUGCAUUGAUUUUAUUUUAGAGUAAGUGCAAAAGAAAAUAUACAAAUAUUAUUGAAACAAUCCCAAACUUGUUGUGCAAUCCAUCAUUUGCUGCAGUAAACUCUGAUGCAGGUUUGACUUUAAUCCCAUACAGCACAAUAAAGAAUUUUGAAGUAGA
Molecule: messenger RNA, 898 nt
Organism: Doryrhamphus excisus (bluestripe pipefish)
Lineage: Eukaryota; Metazoa; Chordata; Actinopteri; Syngnathiformes; Syngnathidae
Product: cystatin
Cellular component (GO): vesicle; cytoplasm
Molecular function (GO): cysteine-type endopeptidase inhibitor activity
Source: RefSeq, a predicted model, not a curated record